AUGGCUCAAGCUCAAAUUACCCCAGAGCGAAACCACGAUAUCGUACCUGUGUCUCUGGACAUGGACGAGAAGAACAAUGAACUGGUCCAUCAAGAUCAUCUCCAAACAGCCGAGGAGAUCAGAAGGACCAUGUCGAAAGGUGGUCAAGUCCAGAUGAGAUCGAAGCAUGACGAUCUUGGUGUCUGGGCUGCUGUCAAGCAGAAUAAGAAGAUCGCACUCGUAGCUAUGGCAGCUGCUUUCAGUGCUUCUUUGGAAGGUUAUCAAAUCAAUUUGAAUGGUGGUAUUGUCUCCAACAAGGGAUUCAUCGCGAUCAUGCCUCGAGAUGCCAAAGGUGCUAUACUCGGUAAAUAUGUUUCGGCUUGGGGUGGUAUUCAAUCUACUGGUCAGACUUUAGGUCAAAUCUUUUUGCAAUACUUGACCGACUACCUCGGAAGAAAAGCUGCUAUGUACACUCUUUUCGUCUUCCUCGUCGCAAGUGUUAUCGCCGAAAGUUUAGUCAAAGGAUGGGAAACCUGGUUGAUCGCCAAGCUGUUCUCCGGUAUCGGAGUGGGAAUGCUUCAAUCCACUCUUCCUGUCUACUUGGCUGAGAUUUCCCCAGUUCAGCUUAGAGGGUUAUUCAUCAACGCAUACACUUUCUGGUUCUGUUUGGGUCAACUUUUGGCUGGUGUCGCAUUGAACAAACUACAAACCGGACAUUUCAAGACUGCUAUCUACACUCAAUGGGGUAUGAUCGGAAUUAUGGGAAUCAUCUUCGUCCUCCUUCCCGAGUCUCCGUGGUGGCUAGUCAGCAAAAACAAACUCGACAAAGCUAGUAAAAUGCUGCAGAGGUAUUACGGUCAUAUUGAGGGUUAUAACGUCUCAGAUGAAGUCGCCAUUAUGACAGCCACGAUUGAAACUGAAAGACAGACCGCCGCUAGGGAGGGCCAGGAAGGUCAUUGGGCCGUUUUCCAAGGUCGCAACCUUCUCAGACUCAUUAUCGCUGCUUUGCCAAAGAUUAUACAGCAGUUCGUCGGUCUCUCGGUAUUUAACAGCUACUCUACAUACUUCUUCCAACUCGCCGGGAACAAAAAUCCAUUCUUGGUAACGGUAAUCCUCGGUUGCGUCCAACUUCUCGCCAUGAUAAUCACUGCCUCAUUGUCGGAUGCCGUUGGACGAAGACCCCUUACUGUCUACCCUUACGGAGUGACCAGUUUGAGUGUUUUGGCAUUGGGUAUCAUCGGAUGUUUCGACUAUUCAAGUAAAUCACUCGGUUCACUCUUGAUCUUCUUCGCGUGUCUCGCCACAUUCACCACUACCGGUGCUUCCGCCAUUGGAUAUGCCUACGCAAGUGAAAUCCCUUCGCAGAGAUUACGAGCGAAGACUGCUGGAUGGGGUUUAGCCUUUUCCAACAUGGUCGCCAUCAUGUUCAGUUUCUGUACACCUUUGAUGUUGAAUGGUAAUGCUCAUUGGGGAGUCAAGACGGGAUUCUUCUUCGCUGGUACUGGUACAGUCAGUACUAUCGUGGGCUGGUUCCUCUUGCCCGAGGUCACCAAGCGAUCUCCAGCAGAGAUCGACGAGCUCUUCGAGAAGAAGGUGCCUCUCAGGAAGUUCAAGGGUUACGUCACGGACGUUCAAAUGGUUGCGGAGGAGAACAAGAGGAUGCAAGAGGGUCAUUAG
Molecule: messenger RNA, 1656 nt
Organism: Kwoniella botswanensis
Lineage: Eukaryota; Fungi; Basidiomycota; Tremellomycetes; Tremellales; Cryptococcaceae
Exons: 6
Coding region: 1-1656 (551 amino acids)
Biological process (GO): carbohydrate transport; transmembrane transport
Cellular component (GO): membrane
Molecular function (GO): carbohydrate:proton symporter activity
Source: RefSeq, a predicted model, not a curated record